This is a messenger RNA of Helianthus annuus (common sunflower), 1722 nucleotides long. RefSeq lists its product as uncharacterized. NCBI's taxonomy places the organism in Eukaryota, Viridiplantae, Streptophyta, Magnoliopsida, Asterales, Asteraceae. Gene Ontology annotation, molecular function: zinc ion binding; nucleic acid binding. The transcript has 3 exons. The record is from RefSeq and is a predicted model, not a curated record. Bases 1 to 1722 code for a protein of 573 amino acids.
AUGACGGAUAAAGGAAAUGACGAAGCGGUGCCAAGAGUCACCGAACAAAUGAGAGAAGUGAUUGCUGAAGAGGUAGGAAAAGCAAUCGAGAACAGUUUGUCGGGUUUCAUCGAUAAAAUCCAAACCACGGUGUUAUCAGUGGUGGAUGAAAGGAUAAAGAAAUUGGAGGAUAAUGCAAGUUCAAACAAGGAGAAAUUGGUAGAGCGUAAGGGUUGCUCGUACAAAGAGUUUAUGGCAUGCAAACCACCACUCUACAACGGAGAAGUGGAUCCGAUAGUGUGUCAAAGGUGGUUAAGUGAUAUAGAGGGGGUAUUUGAGAGAACCCACUGUGACGCAAAUGACUUCGUGGCGUAUGGCACGGGUCAACUGAGAGGACAAGCAAAAGAUUGGUGGGAUAAUAAGAAAAAGGAAAUCGGUAGUGAAGAAGCGAAAGCGAUGACAUGGGAUGAGUUUAAGGUACCCUUCCUUAAACAUCACAGUCCCAAGGCGGUUAUUAAUCGAAUCAAAGAGGAAUUUAUCCAGCUUAGGCAGAAGGGCGAGUCCAUUGAUAAAAUCACGGGAACUUUUCUUGACAAAUUAAGGUUCUGUGAUGAAUUGGUGACGACCGAAGAGCAGAAGGUGUAUUAUUAUUAUAAUAUGCUAAGCGCGGAGUAUCGGGGGUUUAUGACUCCCUCAAAAUACGAAACCCUCACCGAAAUCAUCAACGCCGCUCGGGAAAGAGAGAUAGAGUUGAAGAAACAAAUAGAGAGGGGUGAAAGAAGGACGCAAGUGGUUAAUCCAAGUCCCACGAAAAAGGCACGCGUGAGUGACUCGUCAAAGAAGCAAGAAGGAAAGAGUAGCACGCCAAGCUGUAAAGUGUGUGGGAAAGGGCACAAGGGUGAGUGCCGGUUUAAGGACAAGCCGUGUCCUAUAUGCGGGAAGACAGGGCACACGGCUGUAUUGUGCCCGGGGAAAGUUUCGGUAUGCUACAAAUGCUAUCAGCCGGGUCACAAGAAAUCCGAGUGUCCGGAAUUGUCCGGAAAGAAGGAAGACAAGGGUGCGCACACUGAAGCACCAAAAGCAAAAGCUAGAUCCUUCCAGCUAACGGCAGUGGAGGCGAAAACGGAACCCGAUGUGGUCUCAGAGGUAGAAAUAGGUGACAACAAAAGUUUCCUUGUAUGUGAUAUAUGUCGAGAUUGUAAGAUAAGCAUAGAUGAUGAGGAAUACCCGAUAGAUUUAAUUCCUAUGUCCAUGGGAGAGUUCCAAGUAGUGGUCGGAAUGGAUUGGCUAUCCCGACAUAAUGCGAAAGUCAUGUGUUUCCGCAAGGAGAUAAAACUAAAAUCUCCAAGUGGAAAAUCGAUUAUCAUACGUGGUGAGAAGGAAGGAAAACCGGUUAUGUGCUCGAUGAUAAAAGCUUACAAGCUCAUGAAGCACGGAUGUAGAGCAUUCAUGAUAUACGCGAAUGAACCAAACAAAGGAUCGUUAAGGAUUGAAGACGUGCCUGUAGUGCGCGAAUACGCCGAUGUGUUCCCGGAAGACCUACCGGGAGCUAAUGUAGUGGCGGAUGCGUUAAGCCGAAAGACAGAUUAUGCACCUAUUCGAGUCCGAUCGAUGCAACUAAUUGUGACAUCGGGAUUGCUCGACCAAAUUCGAAAAUCUCAAGGUGAAGCAAUGAAAGAAGAGAAUGUGAAAAAGGAAAGAAUAGUAGGGCAGUUAAAAGAUUUGGAGGACGGCAACCAAUGA